GAGGCGGCGGGGCUGCGUCAGCGUGAGCGGGGCCGAGGGCUCGAGCGAGUAGCCGAGAGAGAAAAAAUAAAACAUUUAACCCAGCAAGAAAAAUAAAAGUAAAACUCCGAGCAAAAACCAGGCGUAGACCACCACAGCAAGCGGCUUUUACCAGCCAGGUUCUCAACAUUAUCUUUACAUGUUAACACUGGCUGCAAUUCAAAGAUCUUAGACCAUGUCAGUAUGGAUUCAGGCCCAGCAGCUUCAGGGCGAAGCUCUGCGUCAGAUGCAGUCCUUGUAUGGGCAGCAUUUUCCAAUUGAAGUUCGGCAUUAUUUAUCGCAGUGGAUUGAAAGCCAGGCAUGGGACUCAAUAGAUUUGGAGAAUCCGCAAGAUGAAUAUCGAGCACAGAGGUUGCUUGAGACAUUAAUACAGGAAUUGCAGAAGAAAGCUGAUCAUUUAAUGGGUGAAGAUGUUUUUGUACUAAAGUUGAAAUUAGGGAAUUAUGCCACUCAGUUAAAGAAUACUUAUGACCGUUGUCCACUGGAACUGGUUAGAUCAAUCAAACACAUUUUGUACCAUGAACAGAGACUGAUUAGAGAAGCUACAAAUCCAAGUUCACCAGUGGGUAUACUGGACUCCAUGUCUCAGAAACACCUUCAAAUAAACCAAACAUUUGAGGAACUAAGGCUACUGACUCAGGAUACUGAGAACGAACUACGAAAACUUCAGCACACCCAAGAAUACUUUAUUAUACAAUAUCAAGAGAGUCUACGGAUACAAGCUCAGCUUGCUCAACUUGCACAGCUGAGUCCCCAAGACCAGAACCGUAUCUUACGAGAACAAAGCUUGCAACAAAAGCGGACGUCUCUGGAGGGUUGGUUACAGCGAGAAGCCCAGACACUACAGCAAUACAGACUGGAUUUAGCUGAGAAACAUCAAAAGACAUUGCAGUUGCUUCGUAAGCUCCAGACAAUUAUUUUAGAUGAUGAAUUGAUUCAGUGGAAACGACGCCAGCAGUUGGCAGGGAAUGGUGGUCAAUCUGAAGGAGGUUUGGACGUUCUUCAGUCCUGGUGUGAGAAAUUGGCUGAGACAAUAUGGCAGAAUCGUCAGCAGAUCAGGAGAGCUGAACAUCAACGACAGCAGCUUCCCAUUCCAGGCCCAGUGGAGGAGUUGCUUACAGAACUCAAUGCAACAAUUACAGACGUAAUAUCUGCACUAGUUACCAGCACCUUUAUUAUUGAGAAGCAACCCCCUCAGGUUUUAAAGACUCAGACAAAGUUUGCAGCCACUGUACGUUUGUUAGUUGGUGGAAAGCUGAAUGUACACAUGAACCCACCCCAAGUGAAAGCAACUAUUAUCAGUGAACAGCAAGCAAAGGCACUUCUGAAAAAUGAAAAUACAAGAAAUGACAGCAGUGGUGAAAUAUUAAAUAACUGUUGUGUUAUGGAGUACCAUCAAGCAACAGGAACCUUAAGUGCCAACUUUAGAAAUAUGUCUUUGAAACGAAUCAAGCGUUCAGAUCGACGUGGCGCAGAGUCUGUCACAGAAGAAAAAUUCACAAUUCUCUUUGAAUCGCAAUUCAGUGUUGGUGGAAAUGAACUAGUAUUUCAGGUUAAGACUUUGUCACUUCCAGUGGUAGUGAUAGUUCAUGGCAGCCAAGACAACAAUGCCACUGCCACUGUACUCUGGGACAAUGCAUUUGCAGAGCCAGGUAGAGUCCCAUUUGUAGUCCCUGAUAAAGUACUGUGGCCACAGUUAUGUGAGGCUCUCAAUAUGAAAUUCAAAGCAGAGGUUCAGAGCAACAGAGGAUUAUCGGAAGAAAAUCUCGUUUUCCUAGCUCAGAAAGCAUUCAGCAGUUCAGCUAUUCAUCCAGAGGAUUACAGUAAUAUGACCAUCUCCUGGUCUCAAUUUAAUAGGGAAAGUUUACCUGGGCGAAGUUUCACAUUCUGGCAGUGGUUUGAUGGAGUUAUGGAGCUGACAAAAAAACAUCUGAAGCCUCAUUGGAAUGAUGGGGCUAUUUUGGGGUUUGUAAACAAGCAACAGGCACAAGAUAUGCUGCUUUCCAAGCCAAAUGGAACCUUCCUGCUGCGAUUUAGUGACUCAGAGAUUGGAGGGAUUACAAUAGCGUGGGUAGCAGAUAAUCCCAACAAAGCAGGUGAAAGGAUGGUUUGGAAUCUUAUGCCAUACACAACCAAAGAUUUUUCAAUUCGAUCACUGGCAGAUCGCAUCAGUGAUCUCAAUCAUUUGCUGUAUUUGUAUCCAGACAGACCCAAGGAUGAUGUAUUUUCUAAAUAUUAUACACCACCAUUAUCAAAAGCAGUAGAUGGAUAUGUAAAACCACAGAUCAAACAAGUGGUUCCAGAAUUUGCUACAGCAUCAUCUGAUGGAACAUCAGCGAGUAAUACCUACAUGGAACCAGCAACAUCACCUGCAGUUUGUCACCCACCACAAUAUCCUCUCUACCCACAGAACCCGGACAGCAUGCUUGAUCCUGAUGGUGAUUUUGACCUUGAUGACACAAUGGAUGUUGCCAGACAUGUGGAAGAGCUUCUACGCAGACCAAUGGAUAAUCAGUGGCUUCCUCAUCAAUCAACAUGAUUGCCACCCCCUCAUCACAGAAAAUUGUUUCUUAUGGUUUCAUUCCAUAAGUUGCUUCAUUUCCAAAUCGUUCAUAAUGUGAAAUGUUAAUAUUGCUCGUGAAUCUAAUAUUUUUGUGCAUGUUGAAGCAGUGCAAAUGUUUCUAAAUGUCCCAAUUGCUUGGAAGAGGCUGCAAUUUUGGAGACUGCAAUUACUAUUGUUAUUUUAUGUUGUACAAAAUGCAAGUUGCUAUUUGCAUGAUUUUUAUUUACCCUUUCAGAAUUUUAGUUACAUUUUGGUAAAUAGUGUUAAUUUGUAUUUUAGUGUGCCAAGGCAAAUGCUUAAUUGUCCCAAAUUGGAUCAUUUACUUAGAAACCCGUCAAAGCUACUUUAUUUGUGCAUGGAUUCUAUUUUUCAGUCAUUCACCAAGAUACUGCUUUACAUGAUUUAUUGGAAAUGAUUACUCAGUUUUUGAUUGAAGCUUUGAAUAUUGGCUCAUAAUUGGCACAAAAGGGCCACAAUAACAGUGAUUUUGCUCCUUUUUUUGAAUUUAGAAAUUGACUUAUCACAAUAUCAGUGACAUAUUGAAGUAAUAUGUGGGAGGGAUAGUUUGUAUAUUUUUGUAUCCCUGAACCAUUUGUUCAUAAUUAUAUUUGUUUCUAUGAACACUGAAUUGAACAAGGGUUUAAAAAUAAUCAUACGUUCAACCACUUUCAUUGAGGAGGGUUUAAAAAAAAGAUAUGUAUUUGAACUGUUUCGGAAUCAAGGCAAUUUCAAACAAUUUCAUUUGAUAUCUAGGCUAUGUGGUUUGUUACAAAAAGUGCAUGAAUUUGGAAUGGCAUAACUCUCAAGAUUUACACUUUGCAGAAUUAAGGCAUAUAUGUGCUCUGUAGGUAACUAUACUGCAUCAUUUUUGGCAAAAUUAAGUACUUGCUAAAUUUGAUCAUAAAGCUAGUUACCUUGUUAGGAAUACUUAAAUUUGUUGCAGAUAUCAAAGAGAAGCUGUACAAGGUGUUGUUUAAUCAUGUAAGAGCAAUGUUAUCCUUGCAGGUCUACUUGAAGAAAGUGUCUUACUUUGGUUGCCUUUAUGCCUGUAUGACAGACCUGUCCUCUGAUGUAUUGUACUCAAUAUCUUGAUCAGUUCUCGUGAGUAAUAAGAAAUAUUUGCAAAAUGGAUUGAAUACAUUUUGACUUCUGAUAGUUAAGGCUCACAAUGAGUAAAAGCAGCCAGACUUUUGAGAUGCCUUAAGCAAUAGUGUAAAUUAAUUGAUGCAAAAGCUUUGUAGUAUACAUAAACUUAAGGAUGCAUUCCUGAAUAUGACUUGUCACUGUUCCUGAUGUUGGUAUUAUUCGGACUUAAGUUGCCAGCUGAAACUUCUUGUUUCAAUAAAAGCUUUUUAAAGGGACCACUGGUCUAAUCAGUAGGUAAAGGGAAUGUUUGAAAUCAUUCAUUUUUUAAGCAGCCACAAUUACAAUUAACAGGGAUUGAAAUAUUUUUGGAAGGGGUCCCCAUUCUGAUAUUUGCCAUUAUCAUUUGUUCAGGAAUGCCACGUUCAGCCUAGUAGCCAUAAGCAAACUGUGGACAACAUAAGCAAUGGAGAUGUUUACAUUUUAAGUACUAGAUAUGCUUACCCAUUUUUAAUCAAUCAUUCUGGCUGCUUCUGUUCAAAUGCCUGGGCCUACUGAGAUGUAACAAAUUUAAAUUUAGUUAGAUAAUUGGUUAUCUUUAAUGCAGGAAAAACUAACAAAAUACCAGCUAAUUGCUACUGCCAAACUUUUAAUUCUGAUACAAUUAUGGAGUUGUACAUCAUAUGGUGAAUACAUCUCUUCAGGACACUUGCAUAUAUUACUGGCAUUUACUAAGUAUAGUCCAUACAGGAAAAAAGCUUUCUCUUCCUCUAAAUUCUGGUAAGCAUGCUCCCACUGCUUUUGUUAUAUAAAAUGUUAUACUGUAUCUUGCAUUCAGCUGUAUCUUCCCUAGGAAAGUCUAUUCCUCCCACAACUUCCCAAUCAGACUUCAUUGGCAACAUAAUGUUAAAUCGCUUCCUAAUGCAUAUCAACUGAAGCAUGAUUUGACUCGCAGUCUUAUAUUGGCCAGUGCACUUUUUCUACAAGGGAGUCCUAUAGAGAAAGGUGCAUUUCAUUCCUUUUGCGUGAUAGCAGAAAGCAGUGGAAUAGUUUACUGCAGGAUGUGAAUUUAGUUUAGACAAGAAUGGGGUGCAUUCUCUUUUUAGAUUGUAAGGGUAACUUUCAGUUUGCUUUAUCUCAGUUCUUGGUCCAUGUCAUACAAUUUAGUAGCACAGAUGGAGCAUUCAAGAUUGCUGGCUUGAGAACUGAUCCCCUUUGAAAAUGGGAUGAAGAUGUAUUGCUGGGAUAAUGUAGUGAUCCUAAAAUCUGUUACAAUGAAUUUUGUCUGUUACAGUGGCUUUAGACUUUUAUAUACGUAUAUAUAGUUUCUGCUCUCCUUUGGCAUUCAUCAUGAAAUUUAAAGAAAUCUACUGAAACUAUCAUUCAUAUUCAAGUGGUGCUGUUAUUGUAUGUAAGUUGAGGAGAGAUGAAUUUUAGUGGAAUAUGAUCUGCCUUUAAGGUGUCUAUUUCUGGAACAGUUACUGGUUUGCUGGGGGAGGGGGUUGGUUUCUGAUGCAGACACUGAAGCUUUACAUUAAUUCAAUGUACAGUGGUGUUAGAAAGCUUGUGAACCUUGUAGAGUUUUCUGUUUCUCCAUAAAUAUGUCCUAAAAUGUGAUCAGAUCUGCAUGCAAGUCCCAAAACUAGAUAAAGGGAACCCAAUUAAAUAGGUAACACAAAAAAACAUUGUACUUGUUCAUUUAUUUAUUGUGGAAAAAUGAUCAAAUAUUCCAUGUGUUUGUUGGGAAAAGUAUGAGAACAUUUGCUUUCAGUAAUUGGUGUGACCUCCUUGCACACCAGUAACUUAAACCAAAUGUUUCCGGUACCAUACUGCCUUGUAGGAAUUUUAGACCGUUCCUCGUUGCAAAACUGUUUCAACUCUGGGAUGUUGGUGGGCUUCCUUGCUUGAACUGCUUGCUUCAGGUCCUUCCACAACAUUUCUAUAGGAUUAAGGUCAGGACUCAGCCAUACCAAAGCACGAAUUUUCUUCUUUUUAAACCAUUCUAUUGUUGAUUUACACUCUUGUGUUUCAGAUCACUGUCUUGUUGUAUUAUCCAACUUCUGUUAAGCUUCAGGUGACAGACUGUUACCCUGACACUCUCCUGUAAAAUGUUUUGAUAUAAUUUUGAAUUCAUUGUUUCCUCAACGACUGCAAGCUGUCCAGGCCCUAAGGCAGCAAAGCAGCCCUAAGCCAUGAUGCUCCUUCCACCAUGCUUCACAGUUGUGAUGAGGUUUUGCUGUUGGUGUGCAGUGCCCUUUUUCCUCCAAACACAGCAAUAUGCAUUUCUGUCAAAAAGUUCAACUUUUGUCUCAUUUGUCCACAGAACAUUGUCCCAGAAGUGUUGUGAAACAUCUAAGUGGUCUUUUGCAAACUUGAAACGCACAACAAUGAUUUUUUUUUGGAGAGCAGUGGUUUUCUCCGUGGUAUCCUUCCAUGAAGACCCUUGUUCAGUGUUUUUCUGAUAGUGGACACAUGAAUAGAAACUUCAGCAAGUUCUGUGGAUUUCUGCAGCUCUUUUGCUGUUACCCUUGGGUUCUUUUUCAUCUCCUUCAGCAUUGCAAGUUGUGCUCUUGGUGUGAUCUUUGCAGGAUGCCCACUACUAGGGAAAGUAGCAUACUGAGUUUCCUCCAUUUGUAGACAGUUUCUCUUACUGUGGACUGAUGAACACUCAGGUCUUUAGAAAUACUUUUGAAGUCUUUUCAAGCUUAAUGCAUCUUAUGAUUCUUCUAAAGUCCUCUGAAAGUUGUUUUGAUUGAGGCAUGGUGCACGUAAACAGAUCUUUCUUGAGAAGAGCAGGCUCUGUCAGUAACCUGACUUUGUGUGUCUUGUAGGGCAGGACACCUCUACAACCCACACCUCCAAUCUCAUCUCAUUGAUUGGAACACCUGACUCCAAAUUGCUUUUGUAGAAGGUGCUACCCCAGAGGUUCACAUACUUUUUCCAACAAAUACAUGUAAUAUUGGAUCAUUUUUCUCAAUAAAUGAUCAAGUAUGUUUUUGUGUUAUUUAAUUGGGUUUUCUUUAUCGAGUUUUAGGACUUGCGUGAAGAUCUGAUCACAUUUUAGGUCAUAUUUAUGCAGAAAGAGAAAAUUCUACAGCGUUCACAAACUUUCCAGCACCACUGUAUCUUCAAGGCAAGGCAUCGUUCAGUAUAAUAGAGCCACACAAACCAGCACUGGUUUUCUCGAGACCUUCAGGAACCCAGCAUACACUAUUGGAGCAUAUCCACUUUUGGUUGAAGAAAGCAUUUUCUCAGUAUCAUUUGAAAUCCUCUGCUUCUAUUAUAAAGGUCCUGAACCUCUGUGAUAUAGCUCAGUUCUUUAUCCUCGACCUCAAUUCAAUCCUAGCCUUAGGUUUAUUUGUGAAGGUAGUUGUGGCCUAGAACAACGUCGUUUGGUAUAUGUGAAAGUUUUCGGCAAAGUGGUUAGUAGUGUAUAAUAAGUCACAAUAGUCCUCUUGCCUGGAAAUUUGGUGCCAACAGAGACCUGUUGAAAACAGCAUCCUGGAUAUCAGCUAAACUGAAACUAAUAUUCAGUGAAUGUGAAGGUGCUUUGUAAGCAAACUGCAUGAAAUAUCACACCCUGUAUUUUGCUGAUAAAUCCUAAAUGCAGACUCUAGCAAAAUUUGUUGCUUCAUUUUUCAGUGGGUGCAUUGUAGGAUUCACUGUGGAAAUACAGUGCUGGGGUUGGAUUUUGCUGUGAUUCACUGAAUCUGAUCUAAUGCCAUGAUAGACUUGGUACAGGUGCCUAGUCCAUUGAUUUCAAUGGGGGUUGUAGGGCUACAGUGAAAAAUACGCAAGUUCCUUUUUAGAUUAUAUUUGGUUGUUUGAUGUUUGUAUCUUUAAUGGUGCUUGUUUUUAGUUGAAUUUACUUUUUUAAUUUUUUUCAAUUUUACAAGUUUAAAAUGUAACGAAAGUUAAACCAGCAGCAUUUUAGAAACCCUGAUGACUUUGGCUUGCAAAGCAAAGGAGUUGGGAGGGUUAGGGCUUCACCAGCUCUCAGAGGCUAUAUCUCCAUCUCUGUAAACAAACUGUCGAUCAACAUCUUUUAUGAACCUAUCAAAUCCCAGUUACCUUGACUAUACCUCUUCCCACCCUGUGUCCUGCAAAAAUGCUGUUCCGUUUUCUCAGUUCCCAGGAGGUGACUUUCAAGACUUCCUUCAAAGAAUGGGGUUUCCCUUCCUCCACCAUUAAUGCUGCCGUCACUAUUUUCCUAACAUCUGCACUCAGCCCAUCUUUCCACCACCUUAAUAGUGAUAGAAUUGGGCAGAAUGCAAAAAAAAAACAGGUACAUACCCCUCACUAUCACAAGUGGAAGCAAUCUCUAUCAUGAGUCCACAUAUCAGGAAGGGUUCCCUUCUGAAGGACUGUUCAAACCUGGAUAUUUGUAAAUCGGGAAUGAACAAAAACUGUAUGGGAGAGGAUCACAGAAGCAGCCGUGAUGGAAGAGCAGCCAGCCUCACUGACUCAUUGAGCAAGUGAAUACUCAAUGCUCUCGAGUCCAUGUGACUCGGCCCAGCCACUCCUAAUCUUGUGGCUUAGUGUGGGGGUGGGGGGGGAGGGGGAACGUUGAGAGAGGACACAGGGAAAUGCUUUGUUCCCACCUGGGAAAAGAUGUCUGCAGUUGCACAGCAGCUAUUAAAUACAGUGUCACCCAUCUUGCACAUCUCCCAAACACCCAAGAAAAUACUCUGCUCAACCCUGAUAAAGAUCACCUGCAACCUGUAGUGGCUGGCAAAUCUAUCUCCAUACAGACCUUGGAAUAACUGGCACAACAGCUCAAACCACUAAUUACUGAUGAUAAUAUUGCCUCGGCAGCAUCCAGCCACGUGGUUGGGCUCCAACUGCAAUGACUAACUCCAAAUCACUUGUGAUUUGCUUCACACUGUGUAGUUCUGCUAUAGAGUUGGGGUACUUGUUUUAAAAAUUGUUCAAAAAUUUUUGGAAACUCAAAUUAGCAAGCUUGUUUGUAUGCACUGAUGUCCUUAAAUUGGUGUUUGCAACCCGGAGAGGGCCGAUAUAUUUAAAUGAAAGCUUGUAUUAUAUGGUGGUUAAGCAUGUGAAGAAAACCGAAAUAGACAGAAAUUGAGAACAACCUUGAAAGGAUUUUUUUUUCAUAUUAUAGAGUCAAUAAAUACUCCUCAAAUGCUUCAUCAUUUCAUUAAAGUUUUAUGGUCAGAGGUUUGAAGAAUUAUUUUCUUGAUACAGGAUUAAAAAUAAAAUAACUGUUACUUAUGCCUUUUAAUCUGUACAUAUGGUUGGAAGUACGAGCUACUUGGGUAUCACCUUAGUGUUAAGGCCAAAAUAUAUUUUUCACAGAAACAGCAACAGUUGUGACAGAGAUGCUGUGACCCACAAGAUAUCUGGCAAGAUUGAGCCUUGCAAUGCUGAUUUAGUCUUGCUUUUCUCUCCUAAUCCAUAACCAAUAAAAUGGCAAAACCUCAAUCAGUAUUCAGUUAGAAACCUGUAUGCCAUUGGCUGAGAACAGAAUUGGGUUUAGCUGUGAGUUUAUACAAUUAGUUUUAAGCUCAUCAUAAAGUUCAAGUAGAUGAUGGAAUUUUUUUUCUAGUGAUGCUUCAUCUGUCAAAUCAAAUUGACCUUGUAGAGCAGCCACCAGAGUUAAAGAACCAAAUUCUAGCAGGACGGUUAUUCAUUAGGAGGUUAAAAAUAACACUUGUAACUGUUUAGUUGCUCAGGUUUUACUCGGUAUUGACCUAAUGUUUGCGGCGAACAUCUAUUGAAAGUUAGAUUGUGAAGUUCAAUUCACGUAAAACUGUACAUUCAGUUUUUCUUUUUCCAGCCCUUCAGAGUGUGAUGCCAAUUGGUCAGAAAAAAUAAUUAUACAAUCAUGAGUAAGGUUGUGUCUCCACCAUGACACAGUGACAUAGACUGAUGAAUGCAUUCCUGUGUGAAUUUUAAAAAGACAACUAUAUUUAGCCUAGCACUUUUAUAAGUAAUUUAGUACAUGAAGGAUUCUUGUAAAAUGAAGAGUGGACAACUGUACCUUCAGUGUACUUUCAACCUGUUCUACUUCUCAUCUAGAGUGAUGUAAUUGUAUUUUGUCCCUUCCCUUUAAAAACGAUGGAAGAGGGGGAAAAACAAUUUGCAGUCUCAACCUAAUUUUACUAAUACUAGUUAAAGCAAUAUUUUAAUGGAGUACCUAAGUUAUGCUGUAUAUGUUCAUUGUGCUUAUGCUGUGCACACCAUAAAAUAUUACAGAUUAACAGUGACAAUUUUAUGGUUUGUUAUCACUAAAUCCAUAAAACAGCACACUUUUCAUGAAUUUAGUUACAAAAGUAUUGUAAUAACAUAAACGUUUACAAUCUAAAAAUUCAUUUAAAUUGGAUAGAAUGUAUGUCUGUUAAUAAGCUUUACCAGUAAAUUGAUUUAUUUUUUAACUAUC
Molecule: messenger RNA, 10085 nt
Organism: Hypanus sabinus (Atlantic stingray)
Lineage: Eukaryota; Metazoa; Chordata; Chondrichthyes; Myliobatiformes; Dasyatidae
Product: signal transducer and activator of transcription 5B-like
Exons: 20
Coding region: 215-2578 (787 amino acids)
Biological process (GO): regulation of transcription by RNA polymerase II; response to peptide hormone; cell surface receptor signaling pathway via JAK-STAT
Molecular function (GO): DNA-binding transcription factor activity, RNA polymerase II-specific; RNA polymerase II cis-regulatory region sequence-specific DNA binding
Source: RefSeq, a predicted model, not a curated record